AUGACGGACUUCAAGCUGGGCAUCGUGCGCCUCGGCCGGGUGGCUGGAAAGAUCAAGUAUACACUAAUUGAUGAGCAAGACAUCCCUCUUGUGGACAGCUAUUCAUUUGAAGCUCGAAUGGAAGUGGAUGCUGAUGGCAAUGGGGCUAAGAUAUAUGCCUAUGCAUUUGACAAGUGCAAAGGAAGGGGUUCUGGGUGCCCGCUUCAAGAGUUGCUGUGGCAAAAGCACAAAGGUGGCAUUGCUCCCGGAUUCCAGGUGCUACAUUUAAAUGGUAUUACGGUUGAUAACAGAUUGGACAAUCUACAAGUGGUUCCACGGGGCUGGAAACCUGCAUUAGAGGAGGUGUCCAGCAAGCAAAGGGAACAGUCUCUCUACUGGCUGGCUAUACAACAGCUUCCCACAGACCCCAUAGAAGAUUUGUUUCCACUGCUGAAUGUCACCCGUUGUUACAACGCUAAUGGAGAAGUGGUACGGGAGGAGGAGAACUCCUGCACAUAUUAUGAGUGUCAUUAUCCUCCUUGCACCAUGAUGGAGAAACAGUUGCGUGAAUUUAACAUAUGCGGUAGAUGUCAACUAGCAAGAUACUGCGGUACCCAGUGUCAACAGAAGGACUGGCCUGCCCACAAAAAACACUGUUCAGAAAAAGUGCGAAUUUCUCAAUGUGAGCCAGAACCAGAGCGGUGA
This is a messenger RNA of Staurois parvus, 684 nucleotides long. Lineage: Eukaryota; Metazoa; Chordata; Amphibia; Anura; Ranidae. The record is from the annotation of a GenBank genome assembly.